Molecule: messenger RNA, 1602 nt
Organism: Neoarthrinium moseri
Lineage: Eukaryota; Fungi; Ascomycota; Sordariomycetes; Amphisphaeriales; Apiosporaceae
Exons: 1
Coding region: 1-1602 (533 amino acids)
Biological process (GO): protein import into peroxisome matrix
Cellular component (GO): peroxisomal membrane; cytosol
Molecular function (GO): ATP binding; ATP hydrolysis activity
Source: RefSeq, a predicted model, not a curated record
AUGACUGUUACCGAAGUCAAAGCCGAAGAAGGUUCUUUCGAGGACUUCAAGGCCCACUGCAAACGACCCCGUACCCAUACCGAGCUGCUUCUUUUUCAAGUGCUCAAAGAACGUCACAUAGACUAUCAUGUUAUCGAGAUUGACACUGACGACUUCGAUCUCAUGGGGUACGCUGAGGCCGGGUUCGCCAAUUGCGAGAUUGAAGAGGACGACCAUACUCUAACGAGCAGUGUCGCAUACAUCGCAAGUCCGUCGCGGAGCGAGCAAGACACUAAACCUGGACAACUUCGUUACAGUUCCUGGUGGACAAAAUACCAGUAUACCUGGAACGAAGCAUCUUUCGUCCUAUAUUCGGCAAGGGUCCCGACCAAUUGUGGAUAUGCAACUUAUCUGUUCGUACUCACUAAGCGCGAGCCUGAUACACCCCCACGAGGAGUCACCGCAACAACGAAGAAGCUACUACUAUCCGUCGGAGAAUGGACGCGAGAGCUUCACGAAGAGAUCUAUGUUUUUGACAGCGCCUAUUGGUCCAAGUCAAAACAGCUGUGGAAAGACAUUCAAUCCUCAACAUGGAACGAUGUCAUUCUGAAUCCUACCAUGAAAGAGGGUCUUAUAGAGGAUGUUGAAGGGUUCUUCGACUCGCGAGGUCUAUACCAAGAAUUUCAGGUUCCUUGGAAAAGAGGCAUCAUCUUCCAUGGUUUGCCUGGCAAUGGGAAGACUAUCAGCAUCAAGGCCUUGAUGGCGCGGCUGCAGAGACGCCCAGACGACCCUGUGCCAAGUCUUUACGUCAAAAGUUUCGAGGAUCGUAAUGCUGGGCAGCAGUAUGCGAUCCGGUCGAUCUUUCGCAAAGCGCGGAAGAUGGCACCCUGCCUACUCAUCUUUGAGGACCUGGACUCCCUCAUUACGAAUGAAACCCGUAGUUACUUCCUGAACGAAGUUGACGGCUUGGAGAGCAACGACGGUAUCUUGAUGAUCGGCUCGACUAAUCACCUUGAUCAGCUUGACCCGGCCAUUCGGGAUAGGCCCAGCAGAUUUGAUCGCAAGUACCAUUAUCAACUACCCAGUCAAUCUGAGCGUGCUUCAUAUGCCAAGUACUGGCAGAAGAAGUUGGAGAAGAACCCUCGUACAGAGUUUCCUGACGAUGCCUGCGACGUGAUUGCAGCCAUGACGGACGGCUUCAGCUUCGCUUACCUGAAGGAGCUGUUUGUAGCGACCCUUCUCGCUAUUGCUCGCGGUGCUAAGGGAAAGGAGCCAAUUCCUGCUAGCCUCCUAGAAGACGACGUUAAAGACCAAAGCACCCCGGAAAGCGUUUCAGAGAAUGUUCCGCCCAAAGGAGAAGACGUACAAGAGGAGCCUAAGGAAGUCGCAGAAGACGAUGGCAAACCAACCAUAGCCCUCCGUCGACAAGCAGUAAUCAACGUUAAGGUACCCGAGCACCUAAAGGAUUGUGUGCUUGUCAAUGUCAUUCGCCACCAGGUGUUGAUUCUACUGAAAGACAUGAGCAAUGGCGAAAGACCCAGAAUCAGAGUAGAAACAGAGGGCAGCGCUAAGGGCAUACCUCGGCAACUGAAGAGAAGGAUGGCACGCUACUCGGAGCACUAA